Molecule: messenger RNA, 2661 nt
Organism: Paramuricea clavata
Lineage: Eukaryota; Metazoa; Cnidaria; Anthozoa; Malacalcyonacea; Plexauridae
Source: the annotation of a GenBank genome assembly
AUGGGGAAUAAUAUUUCAAAGAAGCAUCAGCUAGAUGAGUACUUAAACGCCGGACGCUCUUAUAGAGAAAGCCAUCAGUUUCAACAGGCAUUUGAAAACCUUCAAAAAGCCUUGAUAUUAGCCAAGGAACUGAAAGACGGAAAGAAAGAAUCCAAGGGAAACAUUGAGCUAGGUAAUACUUAUAUAUGGGACAAUCAGAUUCAAACGGCAAUUGGACACUAUGAAAAAGCCUUGGAAAUUGCCAAUGAACGAGGAUAUAAACUACAGGAAACACGCGCAUACCUUGAGUUAGGGCAUGCUUAUAUAUUGAACAAUCGGAUUCAAAAGGCAAUGGAAUACUAUGAAAAAACCUUGAAAAUUGCCAAAGAACAAGGAUAUAAACUGGAGGAAACAAAGACAUACCUUGGGUUAGGAGAUGCCUAUAGAUUAAACAAUCAGAUUCAAAAGGCGACCGAAUACUAUGAAAAAGCCUUGGAAAUUGCAAAAGAACGAGAAUAUAAACUAGAGGAAACAAAGAUAUACCUUGGGUUAGGAGAUGCCUAUAGAUUAAAUAAUCAGAUUCAAAAGGCGACGGAAUUCUAUCAAAAAGCCUUGGAAAUUGCAAACGAACGAGGAUAUAAACUAGAGGAACCACAUGCGUACCUUGGGUUAGGAUAUGCUUAUAAAUUGAAUAAUCAGAUUCAAAAGGCAGUGGAAUGCUAUGAAAAAACCUUGGAAAUUGCAAAAGAACGAGGAUAUAAACUAGAGGAAACAAAGACAUACCUUGGGUUAGGAGAUGCCUAUAGAUUAAACAAUCAGAUUCAAAAGGCGACGGAAUACUAUGAAAAAGCCUUGGAAAUUGCCAAUGAACGAGGAUAUAAACUACAGGAAACACGCGCAUACCUUGAGUUAGGGCAUGCUUAUAUAUUGAACAAUCAGAUUCAAAAGGCAAUGGAAUACUAUGAAAAGACCUUGAAAAUUGCCAAAGAACAAGGAUAUAAACUGGAGGAAACAAAGACAUACCUUGGGUUAGGAGAUGCCUAUAGAUUAAACAAUCAGAUUCAAAAGGCGACGGAAUUCUAUCAAAAAGCCUUGGAAAUUGCAAACGAACGAGGAUAUAAACUAGAGGAACCGCACGCGUACCUUGGGUUAGGACAUGCUUAUAAAUUGAAUAAUCAGAUUCAAAAGGCAGUGGAAUGCUAUGAAAAAGCCUUGGAAAUUGCAAAAGAACGAGGAUAUAAACUAGAGGAAACAAAAACAUACCAUGGGUUAGCAGAUGCUUACAGAUUGAACAAUCAGAUUCAGAAGGCAAUGGAACACUAUGAAAUAACCUUGGAAAUUGCAAAAGAACGAGGAUAUGAACUAGAGGAAACAUGGGCGUACCUUGGGUUAGGACGUGCUUAUAAAUUGUACAAUCAGAUUCAAAUGGCAAUGGAAUACUAUGAAAAUGCCCUGAAAAUUGCAAAAAAACGAGGAUAUAAACUAGAGGAAACAUGGGCAUACUUUGGGAUAGGACAUGCUCAUAAAUUGAACAAACAGAUUCAAAUGGCAAUGGAAUACUAUAAAAAAGCCUUGGAAAUUGCAAAAGAACGAGGAUAUAAACUAGAGGAAACAUGGGCAUACUUUGGGAUAGGACAUGCUUAUAAAUUGAACAAACAGAUUCAAAUGGCAAUGGAAUACUAUAAAAAAGCCUUGGAAAUUGCAAAAGAACGAGGAUAUAAACUAGAGGAAACAUGGGCAUACUUUGGGAUAGGACAUGCUUAUAAAUUGAACAAACAGAUUCAAAUGGCAAUGGAAUACUAUAAAAAAGCCUUGGAAAUUGCAAAAGAACGAGGAUAUAAACUAGAGGAAACAUGGGCAUACUUUGGGAUAGGACAUGCUUAUAAAUUGAACAAACAGAUUCAAAUGGCAAUGGAAUACUAUAAAAAAGCCUUGGAAAUUGCAAAAGAACGAGGAUAUAAACUAGAGGAAACAUGGGCAUACUUUGGGAUAGGACAUGCUUAUAAAUUGAACAAACAGAUUCAAAUGGCAAUGGAAUACUAUAAAAAAGCCUUGGAAAUUGCAAAAGAACGAGGAUAUAAACUAGAGGAAGCAAAAACAUACCUUAAGUUAGGAUAUGCUUAUAGAUUGAACAAACAGAUUCAAAAGGGAAUGGAAUACUACGAAAAUGCCCUGAAAAUUGCAAAAGAACGAGGAUAUAAACACGAAGAAAUGUGCGCGUACCUUGGGUUAGGAGAUGCUUAUAGAUUGAACAAUCAGAUUCAAAAGCCAAUGGAAUACUACGAAAAUGCCCUGGAAAUUGCAAAAGAACGAGGAUAUAAACACGAGGAAAUGCGCGCGUACCUUGGGUUAGGAGAUGCUUAUAGAUUGAACAAUAAGAUUCAAAAGGCAAUGGAACACUAUGAAAAAGCCUUGGAAAUUGCAAAAGAACGAGGUCAUAAACAGAAUGAAAUACGCGCUUACUCUGCGUUAGGAGAUGCUUAUAGAUUGAACAAUCAGAUUCAAAAGGCAAUGGAAUACUAUGAAAAAGCAUUGGAAAUUGCCAAAGAACGAGGUUAUAAACUAGAGGAAACAGGCGCUUACUUUGAGUUAGGAGAUGCUUAUAUAUUGAACAAUCAGAUUCAAAAGGCAGUGGAAUACUAUGAAAAAGCAUUGGAAAUUGCCAAAGAACAAGGUUAUAAA